Messenger RNA from Boeremia exigua, 2422 nucleotides. RefSeq names its product Rec8 like protein-domain-containing protein. Gene Ontology annotation, biological process: synaptonemal complex assembly; mitotic sister chromatid cohesion; replication-born double-strand break repair via sister chromatid exchange. Gene Ontology annotation, cellular component: cohesin complex; synaptonemal complex. Bases 230 to 2077 code for a protein of 615 amino acids. NCBI's taxonomy places the organism in Eukaryota, Fungi, Ascomycota, Dothideomycetes, Pleosporales, Didymellaceae. Gene Ontology annotation, molecular function: protein binding; chromatin binding. The transcript is spliced from 2 exons. The record is from RefSeq and is a predicted model, not a curated record.
CCCGGACCACCCACCCCUACGCGCAUCUACACCACCACCUGCGCAACAAUUUGUGACCUGCACGACCAUUGCUACCCUUGCGCGCACCCUUGGCACUCCAAAUUGAAGCCGUCGGCGCGCGCAUAUCGUGUGCGCACCCACCUGCUGACGACGCGCCAACGUAAACAACUCCGCCUCGACGCGUCCACUUCUUCACCCCGCGCAACCGUAGUCUCUACCCGCCACCGCCAUGUUUCUUCCGGAAGAUCUUCUCUUCAAGUCGGGCCAGCUUGCUCGCGUCUGGCUCGCCGCUAAUCAGCACAAAAAGCUUACAAAAGCCCAAGUGUUGCAGGACAAGAUCGAUGAAGACAUUCAGGUCAUUAUUCGGCCUGAGGGGGCUGCCGGCGGGCCUCUCGCGCUGCGAUUGAACGGCCAGCUGUUGCUUGGUGUGGUGCGCAUCUACCACAGGAAAGCGCACUACUUGCACGAUGACUGCAACGACGCGCUGUGGAAGAUCAAGAUGGCUUUCCGCCCUGGAAACAUUGAUCUGCCUACUCAGACACACGCUGCCAAUCCCACCAGUCUGACAUUGCCUGACAUGAUCACGGAUCUCGACUUGUUGGCGCCGAUGCCGGACCCUUCGUUCCUCUUGUCGCAAACGCUCGAUGGAGACCUUACCUUGGGAAACGUCACACUACCAGAUUGGGACGCCAGCCAGUUCCUGUCUAACAGCGUCGAGCAAGCGCGCCAUGAAGAGAUGGAACUGCACGACAUGGACGAUCUUGAGAUUGAUCUUGGCGAAGAUCUGGAGCCUGAAAUUGGACGUGAUGCCCCUGCUGAACGGCCCAUGGAAGAAGAGUUUGGCACCGAGCUGAAGCUGCGCAACGACGAUGACUUUGAUCUGGACGUCGGCGAAGACGGACUGACUGAAUUGGGACCCCAGGUUGACACAGAACUGAAUCUCGGAGACACUGAAAUGGGCGGCAUGGAUGUUGGAACAGAGCUGCUGCCUCCGAUGCCAUCUUCGGUGGCUGGUGACGAUGUCCCGCAGCUCACUCGCGAGGACUCUCCAUUGUCCGAACUGGGCGAAGAAGAAGAAACCCGCCUUGCACAGGAGAUCGCUGAGCUGGACCCUACCAUGCUUGAACCUGGAGAAGAGGAGGAGUCGAUCCACCAGGCUAGAGCCAAGCGCAGAAAGGUCAUCACCCAAGAUGCUGAAACCAUGAUCUCGACCGCCCAACUCAGGGACCAGCAAGCAAACCGCGACAAGAUUCUGAAGCAGGCAUCAUUCCUGCCCCGCGAUCCGCUUCUGAUGGCUCUUCUUAACAUGCAGAAGUCCGGUGGGUUUGUUUCUAGUAUCCUGGGCGACGGCCGAAGUCAAGGCUGGGCUCCAGAGCUGAGAGGUAUUCUCUCGCUGGAAGUCGUGUCGCGUCCUAGUAAGCGCAAGCGAGACAAUGCCGCUGCAGGUCUUGAGCAAACCGAGGAUGAGGCAGCUGCAUUGCCAGAGCUGGAUGUCGGACUGGACGAGCUUUCAUUGGGAGGCGGUGAAAUUCACCCCGGUGACACGACCAUCGGUGGCGACGAUCCCGUCAUGCAACUCCCUAGUGACAUUGGCGACCGACCCGAGAUAGAAGAAGAAGCUUUCUCGCCGAUUCCCGACAACUUCGACGACACAACAGCCCCACUCUACCACCCAGCUGAGAGUGGCCCUAUUUCGCUAGGUACCAAGCAUGCUGUACACCUCCUGCGAGAGCAAUUCGGACCUGAAGCAGAGGAGAGUGAGUCGAUACGACAGAAGAACACGAUCGUCUUCCAGGAGCUGCUCCCAGAAGCCCAGACAUCAAGAGCCGAUGCUACCAAGAUGUUCUUUGAGGUCUUGGUUCUGGCUACCAAGGACGCAAUCAAGGUUGACCAGCCUGGCACCGAGCUAGGAGGCCCGCUCCGUAUUCGUGCGAAGCGUGGCCUGUGGGGACAGUGGGCUGAGACUGCCGCCAGCGGCGAGCUGGCGUCCCAGAGCCAGGCUGUCCCGACAACAGCAGUUGACGCGCCUGCUGAAAGUAUCCUUGCUGGUCCAGCAGAGGUGUCUGUCUCUGCAUAAAAGCUCUGUAUCUCGAUUUGGCCUUGCUGGGUUAGCGACUUCUUUUGGGUUAUGGGAUUCAAAACGGCGUUGGCCGGAUACCCUUGAUGUGUAUGGCUCUACUUUCUGGUUGCACGGUUUAUCGGCUGGUGUAUUACGGCGUUUGUGAGGCUCAGUGUACGAGAACUAGUAGGAUAGCGAUAAACGAUCAUUCUAUAACAAUGAAACGCAGUUCAUCUUUCACUCGCCCACUGUUGUGGGACCUAUAUUCACGACAGUAGACUGACGUCUCAAGUCUAAUUUUCAGCAGAACGUAUAAGUGCCUCGCAAAAGCAGCACAUGCCUCCCGCCAACGCGUGUUCAGUA